UGUAAUUUUACCAUCAUUGUCUUUAGCUGCUUUGCAUGUGGAGAUAGUGAAACUCUGUUCCCAAGUCGCCCCCACGUUUCUUUGCGUGGUUUGUGGGCUACACCUCUCCCACCAUUUUCAACACCAAAAAACUCUUCCUUUCUUUCUUGACAUUAACACUGUCAGGAAUUUCGAAGAUUCCUACCGUUCAGACCAAGACGAUCUCCGAGAUAGAUAGGUACGAAUUCUUGGAGCUUUUUGGCUUAUUGGGUUUGUCUCUGUGCUCCAUUUGGUGAUCUGGGUGCUGCUGCAUUUUCCCAGUAAAUCUUGGGUUUGAAGCUUUGAUAAAGUAGGCUGCUUUGAUCUGAAUUGUGCUCAGUUUUUUGGGGUUUUAGGGGCUUGGUUGUGUUCUUACAAGAGUUUUGUGAGCUGGGUGGUGAUUGGAUUUUGUGGAUUUGGGUUUAUCUGAGAACUCUUUGCUCAGUGUAAUUUUGGUGACCGAGUAAACUAGUGUAGAAGACUUUGUUUUACCAGGUCAUUUUGAAUCGGGGGUUUCUGGCAUUUUUGAAAUCUCAGAGAAUUUUAGCCAUUAAUGCUGGUUAUCAUUUGUCAAUACUCUCUAUAAGGAAGACAUUUGCCUUUUGUAACGGUAGUUGAUCUAUGAUUCUGAUACUGAAAGCGACUGUUUUUUGCCUCUGAAAUUUGAGAAGCUUCGUUUCAUGGAAGCGAUAACAAUCCAAAAGUAGGCAGAUUUCGCAUUCAAUUCAUUCCAAAAUGUCUUCAACAACCUCACCUUCUCCAAAUUCUUCACCUUCUGCAAACCCACCAACCAGCUCUGAUACCCCACCAUCAUCAAAUUCCACAACUCCACAGUCCUCUCCUCCUCCUCCUCCUCCUCCAGCUGCCUCAGCUGCUCCCCCUCCAGUGUCAUCACCGCCCCCACCGGUAUCAUCACCACCGCCUGCUGUAGCAUCUCCACCACCAGCCUCACCACCCCCGGCGUCUCCACCUCCAUCACCUCCUAAGUCUUCCCCUGCCCCUCCUCCAACGCCUCCUGCUUCACCCCCAGCAUCACCUCCAGCAGCAUCACCGCCACCUCCAACACCAACUUCCCCUCCUCCGGCGGCACCAGCAUCCAAUGUAUCCCCACCGCCACCAUCAGGAGACUCCCCUCCUCCCAAAGCCUCACCGCCACCUAAAUCCCCUCCUCCUGCAGCUGAUGCAUCACCGCCUUCAUCCACUUCUCCACCGCCACCAAAAGCACCAGAGAAGUCUCCUCCCUCCCCCACUGUUACACCACCUCCAUCUGGUUCUCAGUCUUCUCCGCCACCAGCUGAUAACACCCCUCCCAAGUCCACAUCACCGCCGCCUUCAGUUCCCUCAUCGUCGUCUUCCCCUCCUGCUCCGCCCACUAAUUCAUCAGCUCCUGCUCCCUCAGGCUUGCCUGCUAUCCCGACACAGAAACCAACUGCAAAGUCAACUAAUGAUGCCAAUGUAACGGCAAAUGCCACACCUGGAAACACAAAAGUUAACACUGGAGGAGCUGUGGCAAUUGGAAUUGUGGUUGGGGUGCUGGUGCUCAGUCUUGUUGUGAUGGCCGUGUGGUUCACCAAGAAGAAGAAGAGAAAAAGUGGGUCGAAUCUUUACACCAUGCCUUCUCCCUUUGCUUCAUCCCAGAAUUCAGAUUCCGUAUUUUUGAGGCCCCAUUCUCCAGCCCCCCUUGUAGGAAAUGGUUCUGGUAAAGAAUUCAUGUAUGCACAAUCAGAGUCUGGAGCAAGCAAUUCAAGAUCAUGGUUCACAUAUGAAGAACUGAUCCAAGCCACAAAUGGAUUUUCGAAACAGAAUCUUUUGGGUGAAGGGGGAUUUGGUUGUGUGUACAAAGGUAUCCUGGAAGAUGGAAGAGAAGUUGCUGUUAAACAGCUAAAAAUUGGUGGCGGACAAGGGGAACGUGAGUUCCGAGCUGAAGUUGAAAUUAUCAGUCGAGUACACCAUCGCCAUUUGGUUUCCCUGGUGGGUUACUGUAUAUCUGAGCAUCAAAGGUUGCUUGUCUACGACUUUGUUCCAAACGAUACCCUUCAUUACCAUCUUCAUGGUCAGGAUAUGCCGAUUAUGGAUUGGGCAACUAGAGUCAAAGUUGCUGCUGGUGCAGCUCGUGGGAUAGCUUACUUACAUGAAGAUUGCCAUCCUCGCAUUAUUCAUAGAGAUAUCAAGUCAUCAAACAUACUUCUGGAUAGCAAUUUUGAAGCUCAGGUUGCAGAUUUUGGGCUUGCAAAGCUAGCAUUGGAUACAAAUACACAUGUAACCACACGAGUCAUGGGAACAUUUGGAUACAUGGCUCCAGAAUAUGCAACAAGUGGAAAGUUGACAGAUAAGUCUGAUGUUUAUUCUUAUGGCGUUGUACUUUUGGAGCUGAUUACUGGUCGCAAGCCUGUGGAUGGCUCUCAGCCAUUGGGUGAUGAGAGCCUUGUUGAAUGGGCUCGACCUUUGCUCACUGACGCAGUUGAAACUGGAGAUUUUAGUGAGUUGGCAGAUCCAAGGCUGGAAGAGAAUUAUGUUGAGAAUGAAAUGUUUCGAAUGAUUGAGGCGGCUUCAGCUUGUGUGCGUCAUUCAGCUACUAAAAGGCCACGAAUGAGACAGGUGGUCAGGGCUUUAGACUCCUUGGAUGAUACCUCAGAUCUCAGUAACGGAAUGAAACCUGGCCAGAGUGAAGUUUUUAAUUCCGCAGAUCAAUCUGCACAAAUUAGAAUGUUCCAAAGAAUGGCGUUUGGUAGUCAGGAUUACAGUACGAGUUACUUUAAUCAAAGUCAGAGUAGCUGGAAAAGUAGAGAUAACGGGGACCAAACUCGAAGUAGCUGGAAUAGAGACCAGCGGGACCAGAGUAGAGAGCACGGAGACCAAACUCGGAGUACCUGGAGUAGAGACCAGAGAGACCAGGAUACUGUAGUACCGAUAGAUAGAUCUGGAGUAUGGAACAUUUGAUACAAUUUGAGGCACAUGUUGCAAUCUAGAGUUCAACCAACUAUUGAAGAGCAUCGACUUUGUUGGGCUGUUGGAACAAGGUUGUGUUGCUCAUUCCUUGUAAAUCUAUACUCAUUUUCGCAUAA
Messenger RNA from Rosa chinensis, 3083 nucleotides. Its product is annotated as proline-rich receptor-like protein kinase PERK8. The record is from RefSeq and is a predicted model, not a curated record. The transcript has 8 exons. Gene Ontology annotation, biological process: protein phosphorylation. The coding region runs from base 754 to 2958 and encodes 734 amino acids. Gene Ontology annotation, molecular function: ATP binding; protein kinase activity. NCBI's taxonomy places the organism in Eukaryota, Viridiplantae, Streptophyta, Magnoliopsida, Rosales, Rosaceae.